Trichophyton rubrum CBS 118892 is the source of this 1176-nucleotide messenger RNA. RefSeq lists its product as uncharacterized. The record is from RefSeq and is a predicted model, not a curated record. The coding region runs from base 1 to 1176 and encodes 391 amino acids. The transcript has a single exon. NCBI's taxonomy places the organism in Eukaryota, Fungi, Ascomycota, Eurotiomycetes, Onygenales, Arthrodermataceae. Gene Ontology annotation, molecular function: RNA binding.
AUGUCGGACAGCAGCUCCAGUUCGCGGACACCGUCUCCACGGCCGUCGCGGAAGCGCAAGCAUGUACCUGACGAGCCACCGCUCGAGAUCGACCUGAACGCACCAGAGCCAGCAUCGAAGAAAGCCCUGCGGAAGGAAAAGAAGGCGAAGCUGAAGUCGAGCUCAAGUGAAGCGACAGUAUCAGCAGUCAGUGAAGGCACGGAAAAGGGCAACGAGACGAAGAAACCAGAGACGAAUGACGGGAACAAGAAGCAGAGGACAGGAUUCGGAGUGUGGAUUGGAAACCUGCCCUUCACGGCCACAAGGGAGAUGCUGCGGACGUUUCUGACGAGCAAGAGCGGGAUUCUCGAUAGCCAGAUCACUCGUGUACAUAUACCGGACAGCGGGAUGAAGCGGAAGGGCGUCAAGCAGAACAAGGGGUUCGCAUACGUCGACUUCACGAGCCAGGAGAUUGUCGGGCGAGCCAUACAAUUGAGUGAAGAGCUCGUUGGCGGCCGAAGGGUGUUGAUCAAGGAUGCUACCAACUUCGACGGCAGGGUGGUAAAGGAAGCUAACGGAGACGACUUGAAGACAGCGGGAGGAAAUCCACCGUCAACCAAGAUAUUUGUGGGCAACCUGUCCUUUGACACCACCAAGGAACACCUAGAAGAACACUUCAGCCCCUGUGGAAGCAUAUCGAACAUACAUGUCGCCACUUUUGAAGACUCCGGGAAAUGCAAGGGCUAUGCGUGGGUGGAAUUCGAGUCUACCCAGUCCAGCCAAGCUGCUGUACGCGGGUUUGUCAAAAUACCUGAUCCAGACGAUGAAAUAGAGGAAGAGGAGGAAGAUGACGAAGAUGGAGCUGAAGGAGCAAACGGCGCGGGUACGAAGAAGCCCAAGAAGCGGCGUAUGAAGAAAGUAUGGGUGAACCGGCUUCAGGGCCGUAACUUACGCAUGGAGUUUGCAGAGGACUCAACGACACGGUACAAGAAGCGGUUUGGCAAGGAGAAGACAGAGACGAAAGAAGAGGCUGGCUCUAAUAAGAAGCCUGCGAGUGAGGCUACGCAGGGAAAUGUCAAUCUCAAGCAGAAGAGCAAAAAGCCUAUCAAGUCCUACGGCCAGUACUCUACGGAAACUGUACAGAAACUGUCCGGAGCUAUAGUAGAAGCAAAGGGAACCAAGGUGACAUUCGAUUGA